This is a messenger RNA of Cucurbitaria berberidis CBS 394.84, 707 nucleotides long. RefSeq lists its product as uncharacterized. The transcript has 2 exons. NCBI's taxonomy places the organism in Eukaryota, Fungi, Ascomycota, Dothideomycetes, Pleosporales, Cucurbitariaceae. The coding region runs from base 92 to 622 and encodes 176 amino acids. The record is from RefSeq and is a predicted model, not a curated record.
CAUGAGAGCAUCACCAACCUUUAUCCCCCAAACAAUAGGGCUUCUACACACUACUGGAGGCGCCAUUACAGUAGUCUAGACACAUGGAAGCAUGGCGUCUUGCACGUUACUGAUCGCUUGGCUCGGUAUUCCACCAAUUCCACCAUGUCGUUUGCUGCGAACGGGCCGCCACGAUCGUCGCACCCCGGCUGGUGGCGUACAAACAACAUGUUGUAUGCGAAUGUGGGACCACUCCAGUAAUCCGUGGCUGCGAUUAGUACGCCAAAGAAGAAGGGAUCCAAAUCUCGAGGCUAUGCUGUUGUUCGGGCAUGAGGUAGGCGAGCCAAGAGACUAUGUCAUCUUCCCCGCAGCUUCCCGGGCGCUGUCGUUGGUCCGUGUUCCUCUUCUCCCGUCCUUCAACACCUCCACACUAUGCUCUCGACAAAGAAGAAACGGCGAACAUCCAGCCUGGGGGUGCCAGGAAACGGGCUUUUGGGUCAUGGUGUGCCAACAUCUGGGCAUGGCGAUUGGGGCACCUCCAGUGUGGGUUUCUUCGUUGCUGACUGCACGCUUAGUUGGUUCGGCAAGCUACAUUCCCGUCGCGUCCGUCCCAUACAUGGAUCGCCACUCUAAACCGUCAUAAUAUCCUCAAAUUCUAGGCGAAACGCAAAGGGCGAUAGUAAGACCCUUGCGUAGCCCAGCUCUGUCGGGACAUCUACAAGGAGCCG